AUGAGAAGUAUCGAAUAUCGCACGCUUGCAACAGACUGCAUCUUCUUGCAAUUCCCCUCAUCAAAACUGAUUCCGGCGUCGAAGCACAAUGGCGGAAAGGUUCCUGCGAUGAAUCUGUUCAGACAAAGGACGAAGGAACAGGAAGAGAUAAGGCAUUACUGCGAGACGCAUCAGCUACCGCAACUUCUGGCUCUUCUUCUUAAUCGUCUCGCGCAAAAGAAAGAUCCCCAUCCUAAGCUGUUUUCUGUAGGUCGAUGCUCAUCCAACAGGCGAUGA
This is a messenger RNA of Besnoitia besnoiti, 276 nucleotides long. RefSeq lists its product as uncharacterized. The record is from RefSeq and is a predicted model, not a curated record. Lineage: Eukaryota; Apicomplexa; Conoidasida; Eucoccidiorida; Sarcocystidae. The coding region runs from base 1 to 276 and encodes 91 amino acids. The transcript has 2 exons.